Molecule: messenger RNA, 2692 nt
Organism: Podarcis lilfordi (Lilford's wall lizard)
Lineage: Eukaryota; Metazoa; Chordata; Lepidosauria; Squamata; Lacertidae
Source: the annotation of a GenBank genome assembly
AUGCUUCUCUCCUGCCUGGCGCGCUGAGUUUUGCUCGCUUUCCUCGGUCUCCUCACCCCCUUUUCGGACAGGGCAACCCUAAUUCCCUGGAUCUGCCAGGGGCGAGGCGCGGCCGAUUCCGCGAAGGGCCGGUUCUCAAGAACUUCCCACCUUCCCUCCGGCUCACUUUCCUCCCAGACAGCCGCCCUCCCGGGUCACGGCGGGCUCCGGAGAGCCAGACUCCUCCACCUGGCCGAGCAGACCUUAGACUUAACACUCCUGCUUAAAUUUAUGAAAGUCAAAAGUGUCUAAAUAAAUGGUUGAAACUUAGCUCCUCUCUGUCAUCUGAAGUUGGUUGAAAGGACAUCCUGUUGUGUUGUUUAUUAAGAGAUGGAGUAUUAUCAGCCCAAGUGAUGCAGCCUUGGCAACUCCAAGCGAGGUUAACUUUUCCAGAUCCUUUAUUUCCCUGGUAGGUACUUUGGGUAGAAAUGCCCUUAUGGAAACUAGCAUAUAUCAUCUGAAGUUGGUUGAAAGGACCUUUCUUUCUUCAACUUCAUACCUUAAGGUUUAUAAUGAAGCUACCAGGUGAGAACAGUCCUGGUAUAACUCUUUCCAUUGAAAUACCUCACAAUAAGUGUAGGUGCAACAUGUACAGAUGCAGCAAUGAAUCAGAAUUUUAGAAAUGGAAGGGAUCCCAUGGUUAUCUAGUCCAACCCCCUGCAAUGCAGGAAUAUACGGCUGUCCCAUAUGAGGAUCAAACCUGCCACAUUGGCGUUAUCAGCACUGUGCUCUAACCAACUGAGCUAAGCUGUUGAACAACUUCUUGGAUCAGACCAACGGACCAUGUACUCUAGCAUCCUGUUCUCACAGCGGCCAACCAAAUGACUGUGGGAAAACCACAAGUAGGAUUUGAACGCAGGAGCCCUAAGGCAUUUUUCAGAAGUCUAUAACUGCUAUAACAGACAGAACCACCACAGAAAUGGCAAUAAGCAUCUCUUUUUAUUUACAGCCAUAAGUUUCACACAACUUCUUCUUGAUAGUUACAAGACUUAAAAUGUCCUAUUAAUUUUUUUAAUAAUUUUUUAGGAAUGCAGAUAUAUGGAAGCAUGGAUAGGACAAGUUUACUCUGUAGCAUUUGUAAGUCUUCCUAUAAACAAAGCUGAACCUGUAAAAAUUGAAAAGAAAUUAUUAUUAUUUAUUCAACUUCAUUUUAUAAAUGAUGACACUGAUGUAACUUAAAUAUUAUUAUUUUUAUAGAACAGGGUGGGGAGGCGAUGUGGAGAUGAUUGAUGAAAGUCACAUAUGGAAAGUGGAAAUGGGAAAGAUGUUCAUUAGCAGCCUUCACGGGUAGACAAAAAUUAUAAAACUUUAUAUUUAUAUUCAGGUAGGUAGCCGUUAUAUUUAUAUAACUGGGUUAACAGAAGGAGGAACUGCUAAUCCAGGUACCGCCCUGAGAUCUAAGGAAUCAAGGGUGGUCUAAAAAUUUAAAAGGAAGAAAAUGGUUUUGAAUAGGGCAUUCUCUAGCCUGCUGUAAAAAGGAAAAUACAAUCAAUUUAUUUGUUAAGGGAAAAGGGUAUAUACAUAUAUGCUUUCUUUAUUACAGUCGUACCUUGGUUGUCAAUCCGUUCUGGGAGAUCUCCUGGAACUGUUCAGAAACCAAGGCGCGGCUUCUGAUUGGCUGUAGGAGCUUCCUGCACUCAAGCAGAAGCUGCACUGGACGUUUGGCUUCCAAAAAACGUUCGAAAACUGGAACACUCACUUCCGGAGAGCCAGUGUGGUAUAAGUGGUUAAGAGCGGUAGACUCGUAAUCUGGUAAUCUGGGUUCAAUUCCCCGCUCUUCCACAUGCAGCUGCUGGGUGACCUUGGGCUAGUCACACUUCUCUGAAGUCUCUCAGCCUCACUCACCUCACAGAGUGUUUGUUGUGGGGGAGGAAGGGAAAGGAGACGGUUAGCCGCUUUGAGACUCCUUUGGGUACUGAUAAAGCGGGAUAUCAAAUCCAAACUCUUCGUCUUCCAGGUUUUUGACAUUUGAGAGCCGAAAUGUUUGGCAACUAAGCCAUUCGACAUCCAAAGUAUGACUGUAUAUGUAAGUUUUCAUGUGUUUUUUUUCCUUCUUGUAAGCGGUCCAAGAAUCUGGUUAUAUAAAUAUUUCAAAUAAUAAAAAGGAAAGGUCAGUAGUACAGCAUCUGCUUGCAUACGGAAACUCCCGGGUUCAGCCCCUGACCUGGAAAGAAUCCUGCCUAGAACCAUAGAAAGGUAAUUUAUUGGGGUUAUCAAUCUCUUAGACAAAUUAGCCACACUUUCAUAAAUCAAUGGGACUUAGCUAGCUGUGACUGAUUUCAACAGAACCAACAUGUGGCUAACUUUCAGCGCACACCAAUACAUGGCUCCAUGUGUGUUCACGGAAUCACAGAAUUGUAGAGUUGGAAGGGACCCCAAGGGCCAUCUAGUCCAACCCGCAAGGCACAUUCUUUCCUUAAAGAAUUCUGAGCACUGCAGUUUGUUAAGUGUUGCUGGGAAUGGCAACUCUGAGGAGUAAACUAUAGUGCCCAGAAUUCUUUGGGGGAAAGAAUGUACUUUAAAGGUGUAGAAUGCACAUGUAAAGCCCAUUGAAGAACAUGGAAUGAAAGGGGGUUAACUCACAAGUACGUCCCCUUGUAUGACUUGCGUUUGUUUUUAUAUGUUUUCCCCUCAGGACAGUCCAAUCUGUUAG